Messenger RNA from Aspergillus caelatus, 900 nucleotides. RefSeq lists its product as uncharacterized. NCBI's taxonomy places the organism in Eukaryota, Fungi, Ascomycota, Eurotiomycetes, Eurotiales, Aspergillaceae. The record is from RefSeq and is a predicted model, not a curated record. The transcript is spliced from 3 exons. Bases 1 to 900 code for a protein of 299 amino acids. Gene Ontology annotation, molecular function: hydrolase activity.
AUGAGGACAGUUCCAGACCCAUCGUACGGCUUAGCUGCGCAAUUUGCCUACGCCCCCGACCGUCAUUUGACGCCUCCACCUGCGACCAUUGAGCAAUUCAUCCACUUCAAGAAGAGUUUGGGUAUUACCAAUUCGGUGUUAACGCAUGGCCUAUCGUAUGGAGCCAAUGUAGAGUCAUUGAAAAGCUUCGUCAAGCUGCUAGGCCAGUCUUCCACGAAGGGGAUCGGAGUCAUUGAUCCUGAGACGGUCACCCGGGAAGAGCUCCGGGAAAUGCACAAUGCAGGCAUCCGGGGCAUUCGGGUCAACGUCUAUAAGUACAAGGCCAUGCAUGAUGCUGAGCUACAGAAGGUCGCUCUGCGGGAACAUGCCCGCAUGAUUGGGAAGCAUUGUCCGGGGUGGACCAUGGCGUUCACACAAACUCAUCCAGAGUUCUGGAAGGAGCUAAGACCAGUCAUUGAACAGGAGAUCACGCCGGCAGGGAUUCGUUUGAUUACCGAUCAUUUUGCUUUACUAAAAGGUCCAAGCAUGCUUCCACCCGAGUGUGAGGGAGAUGUAACCCGACAAGUGGGAUUUGAAGACAUCAUGGACUUAGUGCGCAAGGGUCAUUUGUAUGUCAAACUCAGCGCGCCGUACCGAGUGAGCAAUGAAGCACCUUUCUACGACGACCUGAAGCCAUUAGUCCGAGCUUAUAUCGAUGCGAAUCCGAAACAGGUCCUUUGGGGGAGUGACUGGCCUCACACGCCACGUAUGAAGGUCCGUACGUAUGACGAGGCAAUGAAAGAGACCCCUUUCCUUGAGGUGGACGAUCAUGCAUGGUUGAAAAGUCUACGGUCGUGGCUGUCAGAGGACGAAUGGCAUACCCUGAUGGUAGAGACACCAAAGGCGCUUUAUGAUUGGUAG